Messenger RNA from Thalassophryne amazonica, 482 nucleotides. Its product is annotated as protein phosphatase 1E-like. Gene Ontology annotation, molecular function: protein serine/threonine phosphatase activity; cation binding. The record is from RefSeq and is a predicted model, not a curated record. The transcript has 2 exons. Gene Ontology annotation, biological process: negative regulation of protein kinase activity; protein dephosphorylation. Bases 27 to 482 code for a protein of 151 amino acids. NCBI's taxonomy places the organism in Eukaryota, Metazoa, Chordata, Actinopteri, Batrachoidiformes, Batrachoididae.
CCGUUUGGUGGCAGCUGAGCUAACUGAUGUUUUGUCUGUGUGUGUCAGAGAUCGAGUCGGUCAAGCUGGCCCGUCUGGUCUUUAACCAGCUCUUUGAGAUGUGCUGCCUCUGGCUGAAAGAAAUGCCCUUCCACCGCCGCCCACAGCCGUACUACGAAACGUCCAUCCACGCCAUCAAGAACAUGAGGCGCAAGAUGGAGGACAAGCACGUCAUCAUCCCAGACUUCAACACGCUCUUUAAUGUUCAGGAUCAGGAAGAGCAGGCUUUCUUUGCUGUGUUUGAUGGACACGGUGGUGUUGAUGCUGCCAUUUAUGCCGCUAACCACCUCCAUGUCAACUUAGUUCAUCAGGAAGCCUUCGGCCAGGACCCUGGAGAGGCCCUGUACCGAGCCUUCAAACUCACUGAUGAGCGCUUUGUGAAGAAGGCCUCCCGAGAAGUAAGUACAAGUACUUCUUACCUGGGCAGUUAUUACUUCUACUAA